GUUUGCAUAAAGCUGGGGUCCUAGGGGUGGAGCCCAAACCAGCCCAGAGGGCGUCAUUUGCAUAGAGCCCCGCCCACCCUCCGGCGGUAAAUUAGACCCCCCUUCCUCCCGCCGCACGCUUCCUCGCCGUCCUUCCGCCCCGUUUCCUGACCUCGUCCGCCCAGUUCGGCCUGCCUCCUGAGUCGGUGCCCAGAUGCUUCCCAAGCGACGGCGAGUGCGUGCCGGGUCCCCACACAGCGCCGCUGCCUCCUCCGCGCCGCCGCCGGCGCGCUUCCCGAGUGUGGCCAUCUACCUGGCCGAGCCGCGCAUGGGCCGCAGCCGCCGGGCCUUCCUCACGCGCCUGGCGCGCUCCAAAGGCUUCCGCGUCCUGGAUGCCUACAGCUCAGAGGUGACGCAUGUGGUGAUGGAGCAGACCUCAGCCCAGGAGGCCAUCUGCUGGCGGAAGAACAUGGAUGCUCUUCUCUCAAGCUGUCCCCAGCCAGCUCUGCUGGACAUCAGCUGGUUUACAGAGAGCAUGGCAGCUGGGCAGCCUGUUCCUGAGGAGGGCCGGCACCGCCUGGAGGUAGCUGAACCCAGGAAGGAGCCCCUAAGCUCAGUGACGAUGCCUCCGUAUGCCUGUCAGCGCCCCACACCUCUCACACACCACAACACCACCCUUUCAGAGGCUCUGGAGACACUGGCAGAGGCAGCAGGUUUUGAAGGCAACGAGGGCCGACUUCUCGCCUUCUCCAGAGCAGCCUCGCUGCUCAAGUCCCUUUCCUGCCCUGUCACAUCCCUGAGCCAGCUGCAGGGGCUGCCUCACUUUGGAGAGCAUUCCUCUAGAGUAGUCCAGGAAUUGCUGGAACGUGGAACGUGUGAGGAGGUGGAGCAAGUCCGAUGCUCAGAAAGGUACCAGACCAUGAAGCUCUUCACCCAGGUCUUCGGGGUUGGGGUGAAGACUGCCGACCGGUGGUACCAGGAAGGACUGCGAACCCUGGAUGAGCUCAGAGAGCAGCCCCAGAGACUGACUCAGCAGCAGAAAGCAGGGCUCCAGUAUUACCAGGACCUGAGCACUCCAGUUGGGCGAGCUGAGGCCGAGGCUCUGCAACGGUUGGUAGAGGCAGCCGUGAGACAGACCCUGCCUGAAGCCACUGUCACACUGACCGGCGGUUUCCGGAGGGGGAAGUUACAAGGUCAUGAUGUGGACUUCCUUAUCACACACCCUGAGGAGGGCCAAGAAGUGGGGCUGCUGCCGAGGGUGGUGAGCUACCUACAGGGCCAGGGGCUUGUCCUGUAUCACCAGUACCACCGCAGCCACUUAGGAGACUCUGCCCACCUUCUGUCAAAGAACUAUACCAUGGAUGCUUUUGAGAGGAGUUUCUGCAUCUUGUGCUUGCCGCAACCUCCACAGGCAGCUCUAGAGGAGGCCCUGCGUCCCAGCCCAACGCAGAAAGCUGUGAGGGUAGACCUUGUGGUCACCCCCAGCAGCCAGUUCCCCUUUGCUCUUCUUGGCUGGACUGGCUCCCAGCUUUUUGAGCGGGAGCUACGGCGCUUCAGCUGGCGAGAGAAGGGGCUGCGGCUGAAUAGCCAUGGGCUGUUUGAUCCUGGGCGGAAGACAUUUUUCCAUGCGACUUCUGAGGAAGACAUUUUCAGAUUUCUGGGCCUCAAGUACAUUCCUCCAGAGCAGAGAAAUGCCUGAUCCUGCCUACUGGCUGCUACACACACCCAUCUGCAAAAAAAAGAGGGGCUGCUUCAUGCUUGACAGGGAUGUUUCUGGACAGAAUGCGUACUGCCACCCCAUGGCCUCACUGGUGCCUAUGGAGUUUUCACCUGCGGGCCCAUUGGCAAGGUGUGACCCUGAGUCAACUCAACUUUCAGCCUCCACACUCCUCAGAGCCAGAGAUUCUGAGCAGUCCGUACAUCAUGCAACUAUGACAGCGUCCUGGUCUGCCAUGAGCAUUAGACUGGCCCAGCUGUGGUUGCUGUGUCCGCUGCAGAGUACCCCAUUCAGUGUGCCAGAAAAGAGACCCAUGUCCCUGCCCUCGGCUUGAGCAAAUAUGGAAAGUAAUUCUGGCUGUGAGGUGUUGCACAGAAGCUGGAAGUCUGACUGAGUGCUGUGCCACGGUAUGUGGAGAAGGAGGUGGCCCAGGACAGAAACCUCCAGUGCUGGGGCUGUCCGUGGACACCCCACCCGCAGAGCUGGGUACCGGCCUGUGCCAGGCUUCGUAAGCAGCGCAGCUCCGGAAUCAGGGCUCCACAUGCCUCUCCCACUCUAAGCUGUUGACCCCCUCACAAUCCAGCCCGGGCAGAGCCUGCACUGCCUACCCACAGCCCCAGCAGUGCAUGCUGGGAGGGCUGGUUCCUAGGACAGAGACUGGCGCAGCCCAGCCUGGCAGAAAUACUGAAUCUCAGCAAGAUCAGUGGGCAGCAACCGAGUGGUCCCAAGCCUGUAGUCUCGUGCAGGCCUGUGGCUCUGGCAUUUCUGUCACUUCUUUCCAUCUCGGCUGUAUUCCCCCAGCUAUGCCUCCUCCACACUUUCCCAGCUCACUCCCGUGUUUGCAGACUCUGUGUGACCAACUCUUUCACCUCUGGGGCCAGAAGCCCUACGGUAGGUUCAUCACACAGUCCUCAUAUCCCAAAGCACCAAGGGCUUCGAAGGAGCUUCCCUUACUUCACUGUUUACCCACUGUUGCUGCCUUCUUCAGGACCUCACAGAUGAGGGCCUCCUACAUCAGUCACCACAUGAACAAGUAUUUUAAAGAUUAACAUUCAAUAAAAUGCAUUCUUUUGGAUUAUA
Psammomys obesus (fat sand rat) is the source of this 2776-nucleotide messenger RNA. RefSeq names its product DNA polymerase mu (gene Polm). Lineage: Eukaryota; Metazoa; Chordata; Mammalia; Rodentia; Muridae. Gene Ontology annotation, cellular component: nucleus. Gene Ontology annotation, molecular function: DNA binding; DNA-directed DNA polymerase activity. The record is from RefSeq and is a predicted model, not a curated record. The transcript is spliced from 11 exons. The coding region runs from base 194 to 1678 and encodes 494 amino acids. Gene Ontology annotation, biological process: double-strand break repair via nonhomologous end joining.